Molecule: messenger RNA, 2431 nt
Organism: Megalopta genalis
Lineage: Eukaryota; Metazoa; Arthropoda; Insecta; Hymenoptera; Halictidae
Source: RefSeq, a predicted model, not a curated record
ACGUCUAAUGUUUUCUUUUUUCCCAAGCACGUUGUGUCGAAAGAUGUGCUGCGAGAAAUGUCAGUUGUGCGGUGCAGUGUCACUGAGAAGUAGACUGUGAUGACUAAACAAUUGCUGUACGGUGUGACACAAAUAUGUUAAGUACGAGACAACUGCGUUCAGACUCGCAAUUAUACCUCUACGAUGCGGAAUAUCGUCCACUUGGUGAUACUUCUUUGUUACUUUCGGAGAAGCGUUACAGCUUCCCUUUGUUAUCCAGACUACUGUCAGUCCACGGAGGAUUUUACACCGAUACCUGGAAUUCGAUGUCUACUGACACCGGUCGAAAAGGGUGAAGAUUGUGCCAAGCUUACGUUCGAAACAUCCGAUAAAGGAGAUACACAGGACGAUUCUAAUAAAGUCAGUCUCCGUGCUUACGUAUACAAUCUAAGUCAGAUAGCAACUGCUUUCAACCUGAGCGUGACCGAAGCAAAUUUUCAUGGACUGAUCACACGCUACCAGAAUUUACUAAAUCCGAACCAGUCGGCGUGUAGACAGAUAAAGUUCUAUGGGAACAAAACGCAUCCGGCGCCAAAGGAGCUGUACGUCUCUUGCCCGUUCUCGGACGAGUCUUACGAGUCGUCUUCUUACCGAUUAGACGUCCAACUAAUAGGCGAGACGUAUAACUACAGCAAGAAAUAUAUUUUUAACGUUCCACAGCAGAGAUUGAUCGAUGAAGAUGUGGGCGUGCGUAAUUACACACCGUUCGUGUACAUCGACGUGUCCGACGAACCUCGCCUCUUGCUGCACAUCCAGGCUCUGCCGGAAUCGUUCAAUGUGUCAGAGUACAGGGUUUGGUUGAUGAACAACGACACGGAUUCCGUGGACAAGAACGCCUCCUCGGCGACAAGCAACAGAGAGAUCUCGUACGACUUCACCGAUCGCACCGGUGUUUUCUACUUCAAGGUCUCCGCCAUACAUUCCAGUUGCGGUGAUUAUGGGUGCGCAAACAGCACCACGCCGCACAUCAUCAUACAAGCAUCCAGUCAUCCCAUUUUCAUCAUGAUCAUCAGUACAGUUUGGAUACCACCAGCGAUAUGCUGUGCUGUCUAUCAUAGUUACAAGUUGUGCAGAAAAGUGAUCCUAAAGCGAAGACGGAAACCCACCUGCUUGCUGGUCUAUUCGCCAACACGACUGACUCACAUUACCGCGAUGAACGAGUUGGCCAAAUACUUGAGGAAUUCGAACGUCACUGUAAUAGACACGCACGACGUUACCGACAGCGCGGGAAAUCCCGAACGAGACUUCGCAUUUACACAGGAUCUAAAAGACUGCUGCGGAGCCGCUUUCCAAAGCGCGGACGUUGUCCUGGUCGCUGCAUCCCCACCGCCCAAGAAACCCACCGUGUCGUUCAUUUACAAAGACAACGAUAAUCACCUCUUACAGCUAGUUAAAGAGAAUCAGGCGCGCAAAAAGAAACGCUAUUACAUUGUUCAGCUGCCGUAUUGCAAGCUCGAGGACGUGCCCGAGGAAACGCGACAUCUCAGAAGAUUCUCUCUGCCGAAAGAACUGCCGAAUCUCGUCAAAGAGAUCCACAAAAUGAAGUGCGUCGGAUGCGUCUCCGACAAGGAGUUCUUAGAUAGCGUGAAAUUAGCGAAAUUGGAGAUGCUCGAGGAGGACAGUAGUUCGUCGAGAGACGCGCGAGAGACCGAGAACCUGUUGAGGCCGUCAUCGUUGGACAACACGAGCUCCGUGUUGACGAACGGUAACGACAUAGUGUCGCAAACGUUCGCCACCGAUAUCGGCAAUCUGAAUUUGCUCGGCGAGGCUGAAGCGGACCCAGAAGAGUCCUUCGUUCGCAGAUCGUCGACGAACCACACCGGCGCGUUCUGCGUCGACGAAUUGGAAUUGUGAUUCCGUUCUAUUUUUACCUACGUUAAGUUUUUUCCACCGAAAACGUUCGACGACAAGCCGAUCUCCACCAACGCGACGACCACCCGCGAUCGUUCUCGCAAGACAGUUCUUUGGAAGCCGUUGAAAGGACGAUGUCUCUUGUAUGUCUGUACCGUCUGCCGAGUCAAUAAACAGGGAAACCAAUCGUCGCCGUAUGGGUAAACUCUUUGCGUCCGUUCGCUGUGCUUUGCAACUGUCCGUCCGACGAGUUUAUUGAAUAUAUCAUACGCAUACGAAGAUAUUUAAGUACAAGAAAGGUAACGACGACACGAUAUAACAGAUACAUUGUUCAGGGAAAGUGCAUCCUUUUCCGUUAAAACUAGUCAACUUUCGCAGCUCGACGAAUCACGAAACGCAAGUUUACGUAAGUUAAAAAAAAAAAAAACUGAAUUUGUACGCGUACGUUUCUCGCGACAAUUGAUUGGGCGCUAACUAACUAAUGUAAUGGAAUGCUCUGGCUCUGCUUUAUACAUAAAUACAAACCGACCUGUUUCUUCGA